UGAUCAACAUCAAUAUUAGGCGCCUCCCUCCCCUUAUCGAUUCUGUUUGAAAGGGUUAUAUCAAAUGUAGUCGUCAUUUUGCUUCGCUUGUGACACUGGAGAAGGUCAACCAAUGAAUCAUGUCUGCAUUUUUAAACGUAACGUUGAUUGGCGUAUUGAUGCUGGUCAUACAAGUCACCGAAUCUUUUGACUGGAACAGAGAACAGUAUUUUCAAGAUGGCCUCAAUACUUACUUAAAUGGAUACAAGCAAUCAACAGGGCAUCAACUGCGACAAAAGCGAACUACCGUUACGACAACUGUUGAUGGAAAGUUCACCGUGCAGCUGAUAGUGAGUGUUGAUCCAAUUACAGGACAAGUGAGUCUACCUGACAGCAUUAAUGGGGGCCGAUUCCGCAAUGUACCAAAUUUGAACGCAAGACGUUGUCAAGGCAGACAAUGCAACUAUUCCUUGUCAUAUCAAAAAGCAAACUCACCUGAAACGCCAGCAUUCGCAGAUUUAAAGAGGAUCAACAAAAGUCAAUCAAGAACGACGGCUGAUGAGAAGGCAAUUCAAGAUAAUAAACGUGUAACGGUUGCGCCCCGCUACACGAGGCCAAAGCAAGUGAUAAAUAGAACAUCAACGAUCAGGACAACAGUUCGCUAUCCGUUACCUACGUCAUCGAGACAGCAGAUGGUGAACAGAACUCGAAUAGUAUAUGGUGAAUGGGCACGUAGAACGUCAGCUCGGAAGCCAAGUGUCCUAACUACUACAGCCCGUAAUGCGCUUAAUUCAAGAGAAGGAUCAUUAUUACUUACACCAAGGAAUAAUAGUGAGUCGGCCGAACAUAUAGACAAUGUAUUCCAUCAGAAGAAAAAUGAAACAGAAUCUUAUGGCGAGAGUCCAUCAAGAAGCAAUGAUUCUAUUGCUAAUUAUUCUAAUGAAAACGGUAAGGUGAUACAAUCGUCUCAGUUUAACGAAUCAAUUUUUAGGGAUUCUGAGAAACCGAUCACGGUACAGUCAGACGAUAUCGUGAAUCAUACGACUAGCCCUAAAUCUAUUAUUGGGCAUUCCGGAGCUGACAACUUAAACCUGGAGCGGAGUCAUGGUCCUAAUAUGGAUCCAAAUAAAAUGGAAGCCAAUCAAACGACUGAAGGCUUAAUUGAAUCGGGUAGCCCAACUCAAAUGCCCGUCCACUGCAAGGAGCCGGACUGUUUGCCUUGGGAGCGCAGAGCUCAUUUUGAAGUACAGAUCCAUCCGCAAACUAAGGAAAUAGUCAACAUUCGUGUGCCUUUAUUGAAAACAAAAAGCAAACCAGUCAGGCCGUCUCACGAAUACGGGGACUCGAGAAAUAUUGAACCAUCGUUAUCACCGUCCAACUCGUCUGGAAAAGACGAAGAGUUUCCAUGGCAAAACACCGAUGGUUUUGAAGUCGAGAUAAACCCUAAAACACAGCAAGUGGUUAACAUAAGUGCCCAUCUAAAUGCAACUAAUGAAACAACUGUAAGGCCGCCUCAUGUAGAGCAUGAAAAUUCUAGUGCUGAGAAACUAGUGACACCAGCUUUGGAACAAACUACUACCAAACACGAAGAGCUUCCUUGGUUACAGAGAGGCAAUCAUCAAGUCCAAAUAGACCCCAAAACAGAGCAAGUGGUCAACAUCCGCACGAAAAUUCAGACGAAAUCAAACCUCACCCUUCAUGAGAAUCCUAUCACUCCAACACAAGAGAUACGUGCUCCUCGGACAAAAAUGGUAAUCAGAGAAGCACUUAUGCCUUUACCAAUACCAUUUUAUUAUAGAAAACAAAUUAUGAGCCAAUCCAGCAAUCCUGACCCAAUCACGUACAAUCUCACGAAAGAAAGUGAGACGGUCAUUCAAGGACGUAUAGAAACGAUGAAAGACCCUUCCUCGACGACCCAGCCUCCUCAGCAGCCCACUGAAUUGCCAUGGCAACUGAAAGAUGGUUUUGAAAUUCAAAUUCAUCCCACAACAAAAGAAGUCGUUAAUGUCCGAAUAGCGCAAAAUUCACGCUAUGCUCAUGCUACCAUGCACGCUGAACAAGCAACAGUUCCGGACAGCGUCACGCAACCCACUACUGGACCCACGUUGGUUUUCGAACCUUCCCAAGAUUCAGAUAUGCGUCCACGGCAACAUCAAGACGAUGACAUAGUUCAGACGAAGAAAAAUGAAACGGAGGAUAUUCAGACACAAUUAAGCCCAACUCCAAUCACGUUGGACGUUCAAACGAGCAGCCAAAAUGAGACGGCUAAAGAAGAGCAUUCAUCUCCUACACCCGAUUUAAAUUCUCAAAUAAAUUUACUAGCACGAGAACUGGCUAAUGCUACCGGUCCAGUAAUCGAUAGCCGUGUGACGACUACUCUUGUUCCAGUAGCUGAACUUUCAGAAGAAGAUUUUCCUUGGCAACAGAGAGACGAUUACGAAGUUCAAAUCGAUCCUAAAACAAAGCAAGUUAUCAACAUCCGUCUGCAAACGACCACAACGCACAAUCCCAUUUCUAAACCCACGCAAUUUGACGAGGCCAACGAUCCUGAUCGUGUUCCAUCUCAAACUAGAGAUCGUGCGGUUGACACCAGUAAGUUUAUUGAACUCGAUGACGAACAUGGUGAUAUUCCUCGUCGAAAGGACGUUGGAAAACACGAAGACGACCAACUGCCGGAUGAACCGAGAUCACGCAUCGCUGUUUUAGCCAUUCCAAAUGGGAAAGAUGAAGCGAUCCGGAAGACGGCCAAUAACCGCUCACGAACAACCAAAAUACGCAAACCGAUUUUGAGCCAUUCUGACGGCCUACUUUAUUUCCGCUACGCCGACGAUGACGAUCUGUGGGAACAGUUGGAACCCUUUAAUCGUGAUUCGAAAUUUGUAUUCAUCGACGAACAUAGUUGGAUUGGUUCUAGACCCGGGCGUGGUAGGGAUUCUCCUUAUUUCUAUUUUAGUGACAGCUCAAGCGUACUGAUGACUUUGUCGUGUUACCCAAUGUUAUUAGUAGCAUGUCUCGUCUUUUUAAUUUCAUAAUUUUGUGAAUAUUCAUUGUCGCGCAUCUCAAUCUAUGCCAUUGUAUCAAAGCCAUGUACUUAACAAAUUAUCCAUCGAAACGAUAUAAUUUCAAAGUAUACGUAACCUCUAUUAUAUUAACGUAUUAUGAAAUGA
Messenger RNA from Daphnia carinata, 3146 nucleotides. RefSeq lists its product as uncharacterized. The record is from RefSeq and is a predicted model, not a curated record. Lineage: Eukaryota; Metazoa; Arthropoda; Branchiopoda; Diplostraca; Daphniidae. The coding region runs from base 120 to 3011 and encodes 963 amino acids. The transcript is spliced from 2 exons.